AUGGACUCGACAGGACGACUGCGCUGGAAUGUGGGUGUGCAUCCACGGUAUACACCCGGAAAUGUUCAUGUAUCGCGUCGUCCCCUCCCCAGUGCUUAUUCGCGCAAUAGGGUUAUCCCACUCGAGACCACCCCCAGUCAUCCCAACAACAUUCAGCCUUCCAACAUCAACAACCAGCCUUCGCAGACCUCUGCAGCCAGUGACGGAGACCACCUGGAUAUCGGGGCGCAACUCGAGAUGGCUGAAGCUACACCGGACAACCGUCCCGCCCAUUCGGCAUUUGGCAAGUACCAAAAGAUCUUCAUUGUCGUGAUGGUUACUCUGGCUUCGUUCUUCUCUCCUCUCUCUGGUCAAAUUUACUACCCGGUCAUGCCAACCCUCGUCAAGAACUAUCACCUCACCACUGCGCUGGUCAAUCUGACUAUUACCACCUACAUGAUCCUUCAAGGCCUUGCACCGAGCUUCAUGGGUACCUUUGCAGAUAACGGGGGUCGUCGUCCGGCAUAUAUUGUCGCAUUCGCCAUCUACACCGUUGCCAAUAUCGGCCUCGCACUGCAGAAUAGCUUCGCCGCACUACUGGUGCUCCGCUGCGUCCAGAGUGCCGGCAGUAGUGGUACAGUUGCCUUUGGCUAUGGGGUUAUCGCCGAUAUUGCGACUCCCGCAGAGCGUGGCAAGUACAUCGGACCCAUGUCUGCGGGUGUGAUGGUUGCGCCAGCUCUCGGCCCGGUCAUCGGUGGUCUGCUAUCUAAAUUCCUCGGCUGGCGCAGCGUCUUCUGGUUCCUCGUCAUCGUCAGUGGCGGAUAUCUGAUUGUCUACAUGAUUGCUAUGCCGGAGACGGCGCGUGAAAUUGUCGGAAAUGGCAGCUUGCCGCCAAAGGAGUCCUGGCGGAUGUCGUUGAUCCAGUAUCUAUCUUCUCGGUUUUAUGGACAGACGGCGGCGAAUGAGACAAAUCAAGAGGAAUCAGAGCAUCAGCCGCGCUCUUCGAAGCUCAAAUUCCCGAAUCCGCUCACGUCUUUCGCUAUCUUACUCGAGAAAGAUGCGUUGAUCAUUAUCUCUUACGUUGGACUGGUCAUGUUCGGCAAUAUCGCCUUGCUCACCAGCACGCCCAAUCUAUUCCCUCGGCUAUACGGGUUCAACGAGCUUCAAGUUGGCUUGUGUUUCCUUCCCCUCGGCGUCAGCGCCUGCAUCAGCGCCGUUCUCAACGGCAAACUAGUCGACUACAACUACAAACGCAUCGCCAAUAAGCUCAAUCUCCCCAUCGACCGCAAAAAAGGCGAUGAUCUCCGCAAUUACCCCAUCGAACGAGCUCGGCUACAGUGCGUCUUCCCUCUCAUGGCAGUCGGAUGUGCAGCUUUCAUUCCAUACGGAUGGACCCUUCAACAACACACAAGCCUAGCAGCGCCCCUUGUCCUCCAAUUUAUCAUCGGAUUCUGUUUCAUCGCCUCGCUGAAUACUCUCAACACCCUCCUGGUAGACCUCUUCCCGGACCGCGCUGCCACCGCCGCUGCGGCGUGCAAUCUCGUACGUUGCUGGCUGGGAGCCGUUGGCGCCGCGGUGAUUGAUCAGAUGCUGUCGGGUAUGGGAUGGGAAUGGACGUUCUUCUUCUUGGGCUUGUGCAUGGCCGUUGCUAUGGGCUUACUCUGGGUAGAGCUGAUGUAUGGCAUGCACUGGAGACAGACUCGACUGGAUGUGAUUGAGCGAAAGAAGGCUCAACGAGCCGAGCAGGCCACAGACACGGAGGCUCAGCUCGGUGUGAAGAGUGACGCAGGCGAGAACAAGGCUGUCGAGGUCAAUGGGAGUGCCAAGUGA
Penicillium brasilianum is the source of this 1809-nucleotide messenger RNA. The record is from the annotation of a GenBank genome assembly. NCBI's taxonomy places the organism in Eukaryota, Fungi, Ascomycota, Eurotiomycetes, Eurotiales, Aspergillaceae.